AUGAUGAAAAACAGAUGCUAUCCCCUGUCAUUCCUAGCUGAGAAUCAACUGCUCAUGAAGGCUAGUAUUACACAUAGCACAUGGAUUUGGCACAAAAGGCUAGGACACCUACACUUUAGAGGACUGAAACAGUUGAGAGACAAAGAUAUGGUACAUGGAUUACCUCAAUUGGAAGAGCAAAAUGUUGUGUGUGAAGGCUGCCAGUUUGGAAAACAACACAGGGAUGUUUUUCCAAAUAAUCAAGCUCAAAGAGCAAUCUCUCCACUUGAGUUAGUCCACACUGAUCUUUGUGGGCCUAUGAAAACUGAAUCUGUGGCAGGAAAUAAAUACUUCAUGUUGAUCAUUGACGACUGUACAAGGAUGAGUUGGGUGUAUUUCUUAAGAAACAAAUCUGAAGCUUUCAAUUGUUUCAAGAAAUUUAAAUCUAUGAUUGAGUUGCAAUCUGGACACAAAGUGAAAUGCUUGAGAAGUGACAGAGGUGGAGAAUUUCUAUCUUCUGAGUUCAUAAAGUUUUGUGAAGAUCAUGGGAUUCAAAGACAGCUCACAAUGGCCUAUACUCCUCAGCAAAAUGGAGUGGUAGAAAGGAAAAACAGGACUGUGGUUGAAAUGGCCAAGUCUAUGCUACAUGAGAAGGAAAUACCUUAUUCUCUUUGGGCAGAGGCUGUACACACAGCUGUAUAUAUCUUGAAUAGAUGCCCUACCAAGGUGUUGAACAAUGUCACACCUUUUGAGGCUUAUAGUGGAAGAAAGCCAGGCAUUGCUCAUCUGAAAGUCUUUGGCUCUUUAUGUUAUGUUCAUGUGCCUAAUGAACUAAGACAUAAACUCGAGCCCAAGAGUGUGAAAGGAGUGUUUGUAGGAUAUGCAACCUGUGAGAAAGGCUAUAGGAUCUAUGAUCCAAUCUCCAAGAAGCUCACCUUAUCAAGAGACAUUAUCUUUGAUGAAGAGAAGUCUGGAACUGGAGAUGGAGCUGAAAAUGUUGCACUAACACCUCAGACUCAAACCCGAUAUGAAAGGAGUCCAUCAUUCUUUCAAGCAUCAUCACAACAUAUCUCAAGUGACAUAAGUAGUGAAGAAAGGAACACUCAAGCUUAUGAUCACUCACCAUUGAAGUGGAGAAAGUUAGAUGAUGUGCUUGCACAGUGCAAUCUCUGCAUCAUUGAACCAGAAAGAUAUGCAGAGGCAGCUCAAGACAAGGCAUGGCUAAGAGCUAUGGAAGAUGAACUCCAAAUGAUUGAGAAAAAUGGUACUUGGGAAUUGGUUGACAGACCAACUGAGAAACCAGUUAUUGGAGUCAAAUGGGUUUACAAAACCAAGCUAAACUUGGAUGGUUCAAUUCAAAAGAACAAGGCAAGGUUAGUUGCAAAAGGAUAUGCUCAGAAACCUGGACUGGAUUACAAUGAAACCUAUGCUCCUAUGGCUAGAUUGGACACCAUUAGAACCCUCAUUGCCUUAGCUGCUCAGAAAGAGUGGAAGCUGUACCAGCUUGAUGUAAAAUCAGCGUUUCUAAAUGGUGUAUUGCAAGAAGAGGUCUAUAUAGACCAACCGGAGGGUUAUGUAAUCAAAGGCAAGGAAGAUAAAGUUUAUAGGCUGCACAAGGCUCUUUAUGGUUUAAAACAAGCACCUAGAGCUUGGUAUGGAGAGAUAGACACCUACUUCAUGCAAUGUGGUUUUAAGAAAAGCCUAAGUGAAGCUACUUUGUAUACCAAGUCAAGAGGAGAUAGAGAUAUUCUCAUUGUCUCCAUUUAUGUUGAUGACAUUGUGUAUACAGGGAGCUGCAAAGAAUUGUUAGAUGAAUUCAAGGAAGAGAUGAUGAUGAAAUAUGAGAUGACAGAUUUGGGCCUUCUACAUCACUUUCUUGGCAUGGGGGUGGUUCAAACGAAUUCAAGCAUAUUCAUUCAUCAAAAGAAAUACGCAGGUUCUCUAUUGAACAAAUUUGGCCUAAAUGAGUGCAAGUCUGUAACUACACCUCUUGUAGCAACUGAAAAGCUAGUUAAGGAUGACGGAAGUGGAGCAGCAAGUGAAGAGCAAUAUAGAAGCAUCGUAGGUAGCCUCUUGUACCUAACUGCCACCAGACCCGACAUUAUGUAUGCCUCUAGUCUGCUUGCUCGUUUCAUGCAUUGCCCCACAAAUAAGCACUAUGGAACUGCUAAACGAGUGCUAAGGUAUGUGAAAGGGACUCUAGAUUAUGGUCUAGAGUAUGUAAAAGGAAGGAAUGCAAUGCUGAUUGGCUUCUGUGACAGUGAUUGGGGAGGAUCAAUUGAUGACAGCAAAAGCACUUCUGGAUAUGCAUUCUCCUUUGGCAGUGGUGUCUUCUCUUGGGCUUCAGUCAAGCAGAAUUGUGUGGCGCUGUCCACAGCAGAGGCAGAAUAUAUAAGUGCAUCCGAGGCUACUGCUCAGGCCAUUUGGCUUAGAUUCGUGUUGGAAGAUUUUGGAGAACUUCAGACAGAAGCAACCCCAUUGCAGUGUGACAAUACAUCUGCGAUUGCCAUUACAAAAAACCCUGUGUUCCAUCAGAAGACAAAGCAUAUUGAUCGAAGAUAUCACUUCAUCAAAGAUGCACUUCAAGAAGGCAUCAUUGACUUGGUGUACUGUCCUACUAAGGAACAACUAGCUGACAUUUUCACCAAACCUUUGGCUAAGGAUCCAUUCAAUUACCUCAGGAGCAUGCUUGGAGUUAAAUCAGCUCAAGACUUAAAGGGGAGUGUUGAAUUAUAA
This is a messenger RNA of Prunus armeniaca (apricot), 2715 nucleotides long. The record is from the annotation of a GenBank genome assembly. NCBI's taxonomy places the organism in Eukaryota, Viridiplantae, Streptophyta, Magnoliopsida, Rosales, Rosaceae.